AACUUCGUUUCCUGAGCUCAGUUCAGUUGCAGCGACCGGAGACCUCACUUCUCAGUCACGUAAGUUCGCGUCCGCAGCUUCAACGAAAGUGUUUCGGCGUGGCAUUGAUCGAUCGAGUGAUUCUGCGAGCAUUUUUUUCUACCAUUGCUUCCAUGCGUUUAUCAUUUCACCGGCGCUUGUUCCCAUUAUUCAAAGUGGAAGAGUGAAAAUGAGUAAAAGACCCCAACGACCGCAGUGAACGAAAAUCCAGCGAUAAGCAGGGCGCGCACUCUUUACUUCCAUUUAUGAACAGAUGCGAUUUCGAUUGUGUGCACUGGUGAUCCUGUUGCAGUUUCUUGUAACAAUAUCAGCCAGAGAAAAGCGGAAAUGCAUCGGAGGACUCUGCAUACCACCGGAACUGUGCCGACCUGUGAAUACCAACGUGUACGACGAUAUUCAUCUGGACUUUUUCAGUUUCGAUCAUUCCAGCUCCGACGAGUGCCGACGAGGAAAUCUAAAAUGCUGCCCAUAUGACCGAAUUGUGCGAGCACCGGACACCGAGGCACCCGAUGAGACUGAGAUGGUGUGUGCAGCGAGAAACAACAACGGGGUAGGGAACUUCAUCUACCACGACAAAUCGAAGGCUAAGUACGGCGAGUUCCCGUGGAUGGCCUUUGUGUAUACUAUUCAAGAAGACUACGAAAUCUAUCUCUGCGGUGGGACACUCAUCCAGUCCAAAGUGAUCCUGACAAUCGCACACUGCAUUGAGGGUAAACAGCCGGAUCAACUGCGGGUUCGCUUCGGCGAGUGGGACCUCGAAGAUAUGAUCGAGAUUUAUCCACCGCAGGAUCGGGCUGUGCAGAAAAUGAUCAUUCACCCUUACUUCUACGGUGAACUGUUGCAGAAUGAUAUCGCCAUUCUGUUCAUCGACGAUCACGUCUGGUUCACGGAGGUCGUUGGGACAGUGUGCCUUCCGCCGCAAAAUGCCAACUUCGACGACAGACGCUGCGUGUUCUCCGGCUGGGGCGAAGAUAUCAACGGGAGGAACUCGUCUAUUCUGAAGAAAACAAAACUACCGAUCGUACCGCGAGGACAGUGCGAGAAAGCACUCCGGAAGCAGCUGAACGAUCGGUACUUUCAGUUGCACGAGGGUUUUCUGUGUGCCGGUGGUGAAUCCGGUAAGGAUGCCUGCAGAGGAGAUGGUGGCUCGCCGUUGGUUUGCAGGAUACCGAACUCGGAAAAUCAGUACUAUCUGGCGGGAAUAGUAGCGUUCGGAGCGGAGUGUGGUACGCAGGGAGUUCCCGGUGUGUACGUUAAUGUUCCUUACUAUCGCGAUUGGAUUGACGGGGAGAUUGCGAAAAUGUAUCAUGUCGACAUAUUUGUUAACUAAUUGAAAAAUAAAUGGUUAAGUGACA
Messenger RNA from Topomyia yanbarensis, 1394 nucleotides. Its product is annotated as phenoloxidase-activating factor 2-like. The record is from RefSeq and is a predicted model, not a curated record. Gene Ontology annotation, molecular function: serine-type endopeptidase activity. Lineage: Eukaryota; Metazoa; Arthropoda; Insecta; Diptera; Culicidae. The transcript has 5 exons. Gene Ontology annotation, biological process: proteolysis. The coding region runs from base 293 to 1369 and encodes 358 amino acids.